UUAUCUUUUUCAAUUAAGUUUCGUUUGUUGUUUGGUUGAAUGAAGCCCCAAAUUUGUGCUAAAUUAUUCUUUCUUUAGCUUCUUAUAUAGUAUAUGGUAUAUCUUCCUUUCAAUAACUCGGCAUUGAUUUCACAAAAUCUCGCUGUUUCGUUUCCCUCCUUCCUACAGUCAGUCUGUUUCUUCCAUUUCUCUGGGUCCCUGAGCUCUAGCUCUCUACCAUCAAGGGAAAACAGGUUUAUCUCUGGGCUAAAUUUAAAGACAUUGGUGAAAUUUAUACAUACUAGAGUAGACAUGGCUUAUGGUGGAGCACCUGCAGCAAUGACUGGCAUCGGUUCUGCUUCAGCUUCAACAGUAAGGCAAGUGAAAUUGGACAAAGAGAGUGAGCUGAGAAUUGAAGUUGGUAAUGAGACACAUCUGAACCUUCGGGUUCUUAAUGGUAAUGCUGAGAUUUUUGGAACUGAAUUACCUCCAGAAAUCUGGCUCACCUUCCCCCCACGUCUUAAAUUUGCCGUUUUUACUUGGUAUGGAGCCACAAUUGAAAUGGAUGGUGCAACUGAAACUGAUUAUACGGCAGAUGAGACACCCAUGGUCAGUUAUGUAAAUGUACAUGCUGUACUGGACGGAAGAAGAAACCAUGCCAAAGCAUCUGCAUCAAAGGGCUUAGAGGCCUCUCAGUUUGCAUCUAGUUUUGACAAUACAAUCUUCUGGGAGGUGCAGGGCCCUAGGGUAAUUGUUGUAGGACCAACAGAUUCUGGCAAGAGCACUUUGACAAGGAUGCUUCUUAGUUGGGCAGCUAAACAAGGUUGGAAACCUACAUAUGUUGACCUGGAUAUUGGCCAAGGGUCAAUAACAGUUCCUGGAAGCAUUGCUGCUACCCCGAUAGAACUGCCUAUUGAUCCAAUUGAAGGGAUUCCUCUUGAAAUGGCUCUUGUUUACUUCUUUGGGCACCCAAGUCCUAGCAACAAUGUAGAUUUGUACAAAGUGCUUGUGAAGGAGCUUGCUCAAAUGUUGGAAAAACAAUUUACUGGUAAUGCAGAAUCUCGAGCAGCAGGCAUGGUAAUCAAUACCAUGGGUUGGAUAGAAGGUGUUGGUUAUGAGUUAAUACUUCAUGCCAUUGAUACAUUUAAUGCCAAUGUUGUCCUUGUGUUGGGUCAGGAGAAACUUUUCAGCCUGCUAAGGGAUGUAUUAAAGAACAAGCCUAACGUGGAUGUUGUGAAACUUCAGAAGUCGGGUGGUGUUGUGUCCAGGAAUGCAAAAGUUCGCCAGAAGACCAGAAGUUAUAGGAUACGGGAAUACUUUUAUGGCCUAACAAACGAUUUCUCCCCACAUGCAAAUGUUGCAAAUAUCAGUGAUUUACAUGUCUAUCGGAUUGGUGGUGGACCACAAGCACCAAGAUCAGCUCUACCCAUUGGGGCUGACCCUGUUGCCAAUCCUCUGAGAUUAGUACCUGUGAAUGUUGACCAGGAUUUGCUCCAUUUAGUUCUUGCUGUUUCAUAUGCCAAAGAACCUGAUGAAAUUAUAUCAAGCAAUGUUGCUGGGUUUAUCUAUAUCACAGAUAUUGACAUGCGGAGGAAAACAGUUACGUAUCUUAGUCCAUCAGCAGGGAUUCUUCCUAGCAAAUAUCUCAUCGUGGGAACUUUGGCAUGGCUCGAAACAUGAAGUGUUGAGUUUCUUCAGAACAGAACUGGACAUGGCCUGAUUAUAUAUAUGAACUACUCGAAGUACAAUUCUCUCUUCAUUAUGGAAUGCUAAUUGUUCUGGUUUAGUGAGUGCAAGUAUCUAUCUCAUUGUCUCAGAGUUCGGAGCUUCUUGUGGCUUUGGCAUGUAACCUUAUACAAAGAUAACUAGAACACUGGCUUUUUUGCUUCUGUAAUAGUUUCUUACUCUGUUAUUUAUGAAGAUAAUAGAUAAUUCAUUAGAUGUCUAUUUUAUCAA
This is a messenger RNA of Mangifera indica (mango), 1935 nucleotides long. RefSeq names its product protein CLP1 homolog. The transcript has 11 exons. Lineage: Eukaryota; Viridiplantae; Streptophyta; Magnoliopsida; Sapindales; Anacardiaceae. Gene Ontology annotation, cellular component: nucleus; mRNA cleavage factor complex. Bases 94 to 1659 code for a protein of 521 amino acids. Gene Ontology annotation, biological process: tRNA splicing, via endonucleolytic cleavage and ligation. Gene Ontology annotation, molecular function: polynucleotide 5'-hydroxyl-kinase activity. The record is from RefSeq and is a predicted model, not a curated record.